UGAGCUAAGUAGGUUGAACAACCAAUGGGACAAUUUAGUUAAACCGUCAAUGGAGUACGAGUAUCCAUUGUGAUUGUAUGUGUUCUCCUGCGUUGCUCCCCUUAUCCUUUCCUAUAAUCACUGGAUUCAGUCGCGGUCAAUGGAUGGGCAUGCGGGAAUGACCUUUGUUUGACGUAUCCUUACGGCAGUGGUUACAUCACUGCAGGGAUAAGCAGUAUUAGUGAAGGAUUCGUCCCAUGUGCCAGGAGAUGGUGAACUCGAGGAAUAUUCGUUGACUUGUGUUUGUCGAUAUGAACACCAGAGGAUUUCUCCUCGUGUUUUGUGCUUCGCUUCUUGGGAUUCUAUCUGGGGCUUUGGCUGGAACGCAGCCGAGUGACGUCACAAAACCAUGUCCUCUUGAAAGUCUCGAUGCCGAAUUCUUCAUAACAUGGGGGGCCUGGUCCCCCUGCAACCGGAAAUGCAAGCAACAGCGCAGCCGGAAGUGCAAAGACUCUACAGUGUGUCAAAAUAUGAUACAGAGAGAACGUAGAAAAUGCUAUAAACCUAACUGUGAUGAUAUUGACAAACGAUCCAAAAAUAGACGUAAAAAAUCACAGACGCAAAGUCAAAAGCUUUAUGGUCAGUUUGUUUAUGACUUAAUGUAUUCAAAAUGGUCAGACUGGUCGCCAUGUUUACGAUCAUGUCAGAAGCGGAGGAUACGAGAAUGUGAUAUUCCCGCAUUGUGCAGGGACACGGUUUUGAUACAAGUUCGGCGGUGCUUCGCCGGAACAAAGUGCGCCAAGAGCAAUUACAAUGCGGAUGCGGAUACGGAUGUGGAUACAUCUGAUGGUGGGGAUGAGGUGACGCGAAAGCCGACGCCUCCUCCAGAUAGUCAGGAAAAAGACGAGGAUUACAAAACGGAUACUGACUACAACGAAGACUAUGAGGAAGAAGGGACAGCAACUACAGUUGACCAGUCAGGAGAAUCUCUCGACAAGCUGGAGGACCGCUGUGGUCUUAGACCGAGCCUUCCCACACUAAGAAUCGUGGGGGGCAGGGAUGCAAGGAAGGGCAGUUGGCCUUGGCAGGUUGCAAUCAUGACCCGUUGGAAGGAGCAGUACUGUGGCGGCACCCUGGUUGCCCCUCAGUGGGUCCUAACUGCUGCCCACUGCGUUAUUAGAAAGGGCAGAAAGAGACGGGUCAUUCUCAGGGUGGGCGAGCACGACUUUGGCGAAUACGAAGGAGUGGAGGAAGACUUUCGCCCGGGAAAAGAUUUUGUUCACCCGCACUACGACCUGGACACCAUCGAUAGUGAUAUAGCACUCGUUAAGUUAAAGAAACCGGUGAAGCUGGGCAAAAACAUCGACUUGGCCUGCGUCCCUCGUGAUGGCGAUAAUCUCAAAACCCACACGCUGUGCUACACGGUGGGAUGGGGUAAGAUGAAAAACACCCACAUCUACGGCACAGACGUCCUUCAAGAGGCAAAGGUGCCAUUGGUUGGCCGACGGGCGUGUCAGGAUGCAUUUGAGUUUAAAAUAACGGUGAAUCAAAUGUGUGCGGGAAAGAAAGAGGGCGGGAUAGACACAUGUUCCGGUGACAGCGGCGGCCCUCUACUGUGUAAAAUGAAAAGGAAUGGCCGUGAUCGCUGGUUUGUUUACGGUGUGACGAGUUUCGGGGAGGGAUGUGGUGAAAAGGGCAAAUAUGGCAUAUACGUCAGGGUGACAAACUUUGCCGAUUGGAUUAGGAAGACAAUUGCUGACAACAGUUAGAGAUGUGGCACCAUCUUUUGGACGCUGGAUCAAUUAGUGCGACCAGACGCUGUAUUAAUGAUUCAUUGCUGUUUAAAAUGAACGUGUACUUUGUACAUGUGCAUAUGCCAUUUAUAGGGUAUGUCCUUUCAAGCAGAUGCUUGUUUUGUUCUCAUUAUAUUUCAAUCAUGCGUCGAUAGUAGGGAAGGUUCGCAAAAUCUCAAGCAUUAGUCGACGGAUUACGAAUUAUGAACUUACCUUUUAGUUUCAAGACAACCCGCGUUCACCAUUGCUGGCAGCUAUUAAGCCGAUUUUCUAUAUUUCUUGAUUCAUGAGAUUCGCGGGGACCUCCUCAAUAAAUAUAUUUGCCUUUCUGACACUGCAUUGACUAACAUGGCCAUGAUUCAGAGCUACAUGUAUGCACGCAAAUGCACUUUAUCACUGACGAUGUAAUCAUGGUGUGGAUGCUGAUAAAAAUCGUAUUUCCAAUAUGUUUAAAAAAUGUGAUUGUACAUUCUACUGUGUUUUGAUAGGGUGUGGCCAGGAAUCGCUGCACAGUCAGAACGAGGAUUUUUCUGGGUUCGGGAAUUGGAUGAUUUAUUUCAAAGACUUUUGCAGAGAGUCCAUCGUAAUGUCUCUGCGACAAUAUGUUGCUAAUGGUGCAGCUGGAAAACCCUGGCCUGGCUCAGAAUACCACAUGUUCUGAGUAACACUCUUUCCGCCUGUUCUGGGAUUUGCCUUGCUUUGAUUACGACCACACCUCAACAGCUUGGUUUACUCUUUCCUCUGUAAGAUGUACAUUUUCUUGCUAUAUGUACUUUAACAGCAAAAUGAUCAUCGAAUGUUUCUAUGAAAACAGUUAACGAAUUGUUGUAAAUUCUGAAAAUGCAUGUAAUGAAAGAGAGUAAUAAAACUUGUAAAUAAA
Lineus longissimus is the source of this 2652-nucleotide messenger RNA. RefSeq names its product coagulation factor IX-like. The transcript has 5 exons. Gene Ontology annotation, biological process: proteolysis. The record is from RefSeq and is a predicted model, not a curated record. Bases 291 to 1748 code for a protein of 485 amino acids. Gene Ontology annotation, molecular function: serine-type endopeptidase activity. NCBI's taxonomy places the organism in Eukaryota, Metazoa, Nemertea, Pilidiophora, Heteronemertea, Lineidae.